CAGGUCAAACUCCAGAUAUCCCUGGAGAAUCUUUUGAAGGAAGCGGAGGAGGUGAAGAAGCGUGAGUCAGCAGAGAGGAUGAAAACCCAGGAGUGCAAGGAGAUGGUGAAGAAAAAGCGGGAGAGGAUCGUGAGCGAGUUUGGGAAGCUGCAUCGGCUGCUGGCUGAUGAGGAGAAGCUGCUGCUCCAGACCCUGGAGGAGGAGGAGAAGCAGAUCUUGCUGCUGAUCAAUGAAAACCUGGCCAGGCUGGUGGAGGAGAAAUGCUUGCUGGAGGACCUGAUCCUGGAGAUAAAGGAGAAGAGCCAGCAGCCGGCUGACGGGCUGCUCAAGGACAUGAAAAGCAUCCUGGGCAGGUGUGAGGAGGUGAAAUUCCAUUCCCCCAAGCCUGUGUCAGUGACCCUGAAGGAAAACUACAGCAUUCCCGAGCGCUGCCUAGGCAUGAGGGACAUGCUGAAGAAGUUCAAAGUGGACGUGGUCCUGGACCCCGAGACGGCGCACCCGGAGCUCAGCGUGUCCGAGGACCGCAAGAGCGUGAGGCGCGGGAGCAAGAAGCUGCUCCUGUCCCUCUUUGACAACCCCAAGAGGUUUGGCACCGCCCCAGUGGUGUUGGGCAGUCAGAGCUUCUUCUCAGGCCGCCACUACUGGGAGGUGCAGGUGGGAGACAAGCCCGAGUGGGGGCUGGGGCUGUGCCGGGAGUCCGCCGGCCGCAAAGGCACCGUCCUCUUCUCCCCAAACAACGGCUACUGGGUGCUGAGGCUGCAGAACGGGGGCAGCUACGAGGCCCUGACCUCCCCCAUCUCCCCCCUGACCCUGAGCGUGAGGCCCCGGCGUGUCGGGAUCUUCCUGGACUACGAGGCAGGAGAAAUCUCCUUCUACAACGUCAGCGACCGCUCCCACAUUUACACCUUCACCGACCGGCUCACCGGGAACCUCCGGCCUUUCUUCUUCCUGGGGGGCUUCCUGGGGGGCAGAAAUGCAGAGCCCUUGGUGAUCUCCUGGGUCAGGGAUACGCAGGGGACCGGGUGUGUCAUCCUGUGACAGCGGCUGUCCUGGAUUCUCACCGGUGGGCAGAGACCUGGGAGCCCAACCGGCUCCUCCGGUGAGCAGGAGCACCAGGGAAACACCUCUGUGCCUUGGGGAGGGUCCUGGCAGGAUUCCUGCGUGGUCCUGGCUGCUGGCUGGGCAUGACCUGAUCCAUGUGACACCCACGGUGUGCCACAUCCAUGCUGGGAGGGGCUCUUCGUGCCCUCACCCUCUGUGCCACCGAUGGGACAGGGGAGUCCCCUGAUCACUGAUGCCCUGGUGCUCAUCUCACAGGCUGCUGGAGGAGGGCAUGAGCCCAGCCUGCCACGUAGUGCUGAUUUUGGUGUGAAUUCUAUCAGAAUAAGGCAAUAAAGGGUUGAUUUGGGGAGCCUUGUGUGGUUUAA
Manacus vitellinus (golden-collared manakin) is the source of this 1427-nucleotide messenger RNA. Its product is annotated as E3 ubiquitin-protein ligase TRIM39. The record is from RefSeq and is a predicted model, not a curated record. The transcript has 5 exons. Gene Ontology annotation, molecular function: protein binding. Bases 79 to 1038 code for a protein of 319 amino acids. Lineage: Eukaryota; Metazoa; Chordata; Aves; Passeriformes; Pipridae.